This is a messenger RNA of Pipistrellus kuhlii (Kuhl's pipistrelle), 1257 nucleotides long. RefSeq names its product tetraspanin 1 (gene TSPAN1). The transcript is spliced from 8 exons. Gene Ontology annotation, cellular component: membrane. NCBI's taxonomy places the organism in Eukaryota, Metazoa, Chordata, Mammalia, Chiroptera, Vespertilionidae. The record is from RefSeq and is a predicted model, not a curated record. The coding region runs from base 156 to 875 and encodes 239 amino acids.
ACACCUGCCCCGCCUGCAGGUGAGCAGUGGCGUGUGAGAGCCAGCUCCGUGUCUGCCCACUCGGUGGCCGUUCCCUGGAGCUGUCUGUCCUCGCUGGAGCCUCAGCAGAUCCUUCUUUCAGAAGUCACUCCCAGGAGUCCUGAACAGGAGUCACCAUGCAGUGCUACAGCUUCAUUAAGAGCAUGAUGAUCUUAUUCAAUUUUCUCAUCUUCCUGUGCGGUGUGGCGCUGCUGGCGGUGGGGAUCUGGGUGUCCGUCGACGGGCCGUCCUUCCUGAAGAUCUUCGGGCCGCUGUCGUCCAGCGCCAUGCAGUUUGUCAACGUGGGCUACUUCCUCAUCGCAGCCGGCGCCCUGCUCUUCGCUCUCGGCUUCCUGGGCUGCUACGGCGCCCACACCGAGAACAAGUGUGCCCUCAUGAUGUUCUUCCUCAUCCUCCUCGUCAUCUUCAUUGCCGAGGUCGCAGCUGCUGUGGUCGCCUUGGUGUACACCUCAGUGGCGGAGCACUUCCUGACGUUGCUGGCAGUGCAGACCAUCAAGAAGGACUACGGUUCCCAGAAAGACUUCACACAAGUGUGGAACAGCACCAUGGAAGGGCUCAAGUGCUGUGGCUUCAACAACUACACGGAUUUCGAGGACUCUCCCUUCUACACAGAGCACAACGCCUUCCCCCCAUACUGCUGCUCUAAUGGCGCCAACAGCACGGACCCCUGCACCAAGAGGAGGGCCGAGGACAGUCCCGUACAGGGUUGCUUCGAUCAGCUUCUGAGUGACAUCCGAACCAACGCAGUCACCGUGGGUGGCGUAGCGGCCGGAAUAGGAGGCUUGGAGCUGGCUGCCAUGAUUGUGUCCAUGUAUCUGUACUGCAAUUUGAAAUAAGUCCGCCUCUGCCUCCGCCACUGCUCCUGCCACACCCAAGGCCAUGAUCAGGGCGGCGACAGGACCUAACAGUGCCAUGGGGGCCACAGGGAGGCCGCGCAGGGACCACCCCUUCAGACUCUGUCUUCCAUUGAUGGGGUUGGGGCCCACCUGUUCCAGAGCCAGUUCUAGGGUAGCCAGUCCUCCUGCCGUUCCUCACAGUCUGUCUCUCAAACCCUGGAUACCCCUUCCUGAAGGCCAACAGGAGCUCUUGGUGACCCCAGGACUCCCCUGGGGAACAAGGCCCCCUAUCUCCUGAGCACAUGCAAAAUUAGCAGUGACCCGGCGGAUGUGUAGAAGGCACCUCGGAAUUCACAAACCAAUUAAAUUGUUUCCAUCGGGA